CGUCUAGGUUUCGUCACCAAUAUUCAUCUCUCUCUCUCUCUCUCUCUCUCUCUCUCUCGAUCGACACUGACAUACAUCAUACACGCGUACGUUCCCACUGAUCAAUUUUCAUCUGGCGACCUUUUUUCUCUCAUCGUCUUCUUCUGCACUACCUAUUCGGAGCUUCUCCGCAGCAGCAUCUUCAAUGGCUUCAUCAGCUGCCACCAUAGCCUUCAGCUCCGUCAAAAUUCCCGAGAAACUCGCCACUUCCUGUCUCCCAAUCGCUCGCCAAAUCACUCAUUUACGCUCUCCGUUCCGACCUAGCCCCGCCUUGCAAUGUCGCUGGUCCUCUUCUUCAGGUAUCAGAGCUCAGAUCUCGGCAGUUGAAGAAGCAGGUGUAGGCAUUGGACAGAAUGUUGAAGCUCCUGUUGUUGUUGUCACUGGAGCUUCUAGAGGUAUUGGCAAGGCUAUUGCUUUAACUCUGGGGAAAGCUGGUUGUAAGGUGCUGGUGAACUAUGCAAGGUCGUCAAAAGAGGCUGAAGCGGUUUCAAAGGAGAUUGAGGAAUGUGGUGGCCAAGCGCUAACCUUUGGAGGUGAUGUUUCAAAAGAAGCAGAUGUGGAAUCAAUGGUUAAAACAGCAGUUGAUCAAUGGGGAACAAUUGACGUAUUGAUAAACAAUGCAGGCAUAACGAGGGAUGGGCUAUUGAUGAGGAUGAAAAAAUCCCAGUGGCAGGAGGUUAUUGAUUUGAAUCUUACAGGAGUAUUUCUUUGCACACAGGCGGCAGCAAAGAUAAUGAUGAAAAAGAAAAAGGGAAGAAUAAUCAAUAUCGCAUCUGUUGUUGGUUUGGUUGGAAAUGCUGGGCAAGCCAAUUAUAGUGCUGCAAAAGCAGGAGUGAUUGGAUUUACCAAGAGUGUUGCAAAGGAAUAUGCAAGCAGGAAUUUAAAUGUUAAUGCCGUGGCUCCAGGGUUUAUUGCAUCUGAUAUGACUACAAAGCUUGGAGAGGACAUCGAAAAGAAAAUUUUGGAGACCAUCCCCUUGAGACGAUAUGGUCAACCGGAAGAAGUAGCUGGGUUAGUGGAAUUCUUGGCUCUUAAUCCUGCUGCUGCUUACAUUACCGGACAGGUUUUCACCAUCGAUGGCGGGAUGGUGAUGUAGGCGGAUUCUUGCAAUCAAAUAAAGUCCGAUUAAUGACGUCCGGGGAUUCAGGAACGUUCGUGCAGAAGUUCCCUUUGAGAUUGCAGAGAGUGUAGAGAGAAGUAGCUUGCUAGGAAGUUCGAGAUACAGGUAGUUUUUGACGCGAAGUUUCUCGAGACAGCCAUGUUAUAGGUUUUGAACGUGGGAAUUGUUUCCUUUUCAUGUACUUCUUUCCGCUGCCUCCAAAAGAUUUUUAACCGAGUGGAUUUCAUGAUCAGAAUCCGAUGAAUGGUGUUUCCAACUUGUUCAUGUAACCAUAUAUAAUUUGUAACGCGAGCAAAUAUAA
This is a messenger RNA of Rhododendron vialii, 1460 nucleotides long. Its product is annotated as 3-oxoacyl-[acyl-carrier-protein] reductase 4-like. Bases 185 to 1135 code for a protein of 316 amino acids. The record is from RefSeq and is a predicted model, not a curated record. Lineage: Eukaryota; Viridiplantae; Streptophyta; Magnoliopsida; Ericales; Ericaceae. The transcript has 11 exons. Gene Ontology annotation, molecular function: NAD binding; 3-oxoacyl-[acyl-carrier-protein] reductase (NADPH) activity. Gene Ontology annotation, biological process: fatty acid biosynthetic process.